Harpia harpyja (harpy eagle) is the source of this 7258-nucleotide messenger RNA. It is a transcript of the gene ACER3, whose product is annotated as alkaline ceramidase 3. The transcript is spliced from 11 exons. Gene Ontology annotation, biological process: phytosphingosine biosynthetic process; ceramide metabolic process. Lineage: Eukaryota; Metazoa; Chordata; Aves; Accipitriformes; Accipitridae. Gene Ontology annotation, cellular component: endoplasmic reticulum membrane. The coding region runs from base 76 to 879 and encodes 267 amino acids. The record is from RefSeq and is a predicted model, not a curated record.
GCUGCGGGCCCGGCGCCCUUCUCCCUCCUCCCCUUUCCCCUUUUGCUCCGCUUUGGCCUGAAACCGGGUGCCGCGAUGGCUCCGGCAGCUGACCGGGAGGGUUACUGGGGCCCGCCGACCUCCACCUUGGAGUGGUGUGAGGAGAACUACGCCGUCUCCUACUACAUCGCCGAGUUCUGGAACACAGUGAGUAACCUGAUUUUCAUUCUACCUCCAAUCUAUGGUGCGAUUCAGACCUAUAAAGAUGGCCUUGAAAAACGGUAUUUAGCUGCAUAUUUGUGUCUUACAGCUGUGGGAUUGGGAUCUUGGUGCUUCCACAUGACCCUGAAGUAUGAAAUGCAGCUGUUGGAUGAACUGCCAAUGAUAUACAGUUGUUGUGUGUUUGUCUACUGCCUGUAUGAAUGUUUCAAGUACAAGAACACAGUCAAUUAUCCACUGCUUUUCUUGUUAAUAACAUACAGCUUCGUAGUCAGCAUAGUUUACUUAAAUUUGAAAGAGCCUGUAUUCCAUCAGAUCAUGUAUGGAACACUAGUUUCCAUUAUAGUUCUACGAUCUGUUUAUAUAGUAUUAUGGGUAUACCCAUGGCUUAGAGGUCUAGGCUAUACAUCUUUAACUGUAUUUUUAAUGGGAUUUUUUCUCUGGAAUGUGGACAACAUUUUCUGUGAUAAAUUGAGAGCACUACGAGAGAAGAUGCCUCCUAUUGUGGGAGCUGUAACACAGUUUCAUGCAUGGUGGCAUAUUCUCACAGGCCUGGGCUCUUACCUUCAUAUCCUGCUAAGUUUAUACACAAGGACACUUUUCCUGAAACACAGGCCAAAGGUGAAGUUUGUUUUUGGAAUAUGGCCUGUUCUUCUUGUGGAGCCGCCCAAGAAGCUUUGACUGAGACCUAGGCAGUCACAUGCGAUCACCUAGCCUGGCUGAAUAAAGUGAUUCAACAGUUACUAUGGCUGAAGUGUCAAAAUUAUGGAUCAAUUCAAGUACCAUUGCUAUAAAAGGACUUCUCUGUGUUACUAGGUCAGCCAGCCAGAACAGAGCAAAGAGCUGGCACGCUAGGGAAAUAAUGUUUAGUACAGCUUUAUUCUAAGUUGUUAAAACAAAGAUUAAGACACAAUAUUUUUAUGUAUAUAUUGUAUAGCUGAUGAUACUGAGCUAAUAUUUCGUGCUGGUCACAGAAAACUAACCAUUUUUGAAGUGGAUUGCAUACGUUUUUCAUUCAGUUGUUGUUCUUUCUGUCAUUUAAACUAAUGUUAGUAACUGAAUGACAAAAACAGGCCAUUGAUGGCCAAGCUAAGCAUUUGUGUGGCCUGAAGUGAACUGAAUGCUUAACCUGAACUACUUUAAUCUUGCACUUUUAUACAAUUAAUGAAGUAUGUAAAGAUUGAUUUAGGGCUUUAUUCUAUCUUGCUUUUCCACAGCCUCCUUUGCAAUUUAUAUUUUAAGCGAAACGGUUGGGAUACCUGUGCCAUUUAGUUCAUUUUGUACCAAGCUUCCAUUUUCUCUUAGUCCAACUGAGGUACAUCGUGGAGGAUGUUCCAGGGUGUGACCAGCGGAAGACACUUAAGAUGGUGAAGCAUUAUAGGGGUUCUGGUUUGUGUGUGGAAACUGAAUUCCUAAUUUGCUUGACCAGUGAUCUAUCAAGAGACUGCAGGGUGACUGUAUAAACACAAGAAACACUUUUUUUAUUUUUUAUAAUUAUUAUUUACAUGUCUCCCUUUUCUAUCCCUACUUUUUACUCCCCAUGUCCCAUUCAUACUACAGAUUGACAAACACCUUAGAUGUGUGCUAGUUCAGCUUUGAAUUCAUCUCUUUCCCUUAUUUUACAAGUCUUAAAUAUUGGUCUGACUUUCAGAAGCAUCUUAUUAUUCACAAAUACUGAAGAAAGAGUAAAGAACAAGAUUGAUGUUGAGGAUACCCCAAAAUAUAAUUGGCAGCACUUUGAUUGCUUGCUCUUAAUCUGUCCAUCACACGGUUAGUCUGUGGAAAGUUGAACACCUUUUUAAAACCAAACUUUGGGUAUUAAUGGGGGAGACAAACCCUCUGGUUUCUGCAAUUUUUAUCUACCCAGCUGAUGAAAGUUAAUAAGUGAGCGUAAAGAAAACUUUGAACUAAGACAGUUUUUCAAAAUAUACCUCAUAUUGGAGGCUGUGGUUUUGACUCUUCAGAUCUUGGGGCAACUAACGGAGUCUGUCUCUGGGCCUCCUAGCUGCCAUGCUAUGCAAUUUUUGUCUGCUUUUGAUGCUCUGAGGGAUUUAUCCUUCUUGCCAUGAAGAAAAAAAGGGAAAUGCUCAGACUGAUUGGAAAUCCCAUUCUGUAUUGAUUUAAAAUGUGCCCACAGCAGCAAGGCACAGUAACAUAGCUAUAAAGCUGUCUCCCAGAUCACAAAGUCCUGGCUGUUGUACAAUCAGCGCUGACUAAUAUGGUCUCUUCCCUUUAAUGUCUUUUUUCCUGUUUGCAGCUUAGCUGCAUCCUCCAUGAAAUCUGUCCAUCAGUAGCACACCUACAAAUUGGCAAAUCUCCAAAUAAAAUCAUAGCUUUUCUUACGUGACUGACCCUGGACUCUUGGGAUCAAAUAGACCCAAACUUGGGGCUAGAAAAAGAUACUUAACCUUCUCUGACUUCAGUGAGGUUUAAGCAUGUCCUGAUAGCAGCGCAUUUCAACCUGUAAAACACUAUAAAGACUCCUGAACAAUAACUUCAGAACAAAUUUGUUGUCAGUAGGCUCCAGUUCCAUAGACAAGCUCAGCAUCUGUGUUGGGAUAUGAGUGACCUUCAGACUGAAAGAGAUUGGAAUAACUAGCACAGAGGUAGGAAAAUGCUGUCUUGGAUCAAAUGUCUUCAAUUAUCCAGAAGGCAUAUUUUUUGUGAAGAGAUUUGAGAACUGUUUUAAAAAUGUAGCUUAAAAAUAAGUGCCUGCCUAUUCACUUCCAGGCUCUUUUAAACAUCCUUCUGCACACUGUAUCUGAUUUUCUUAUUUAGUAUGUUUACAUGUUUUCAUAAGUUAGGGAAAGAGUCCCAUAAUAGGAGCAGCGCAGCAACAAGACAUGUCAACAGUCACUUGUGAUAUCUGCUAGGUAUGGUAUUAUUUUUAAGAAAAUGAACAAAACUUUUAUUUUAGUGGCCUUAGUUUUGUUACUGGAGGAUCUGGGGGCUCUGUUUGGUUUCCCUGUAAUUGCAGGAACCAGAGUGUGCUGAAAAGCCACUUUCUUAUUGAUAAGACAUCUCUACAAUGGUAUAUUUUAAAGAAAUUUGUUGAUCCUCCUACACAUUUUCAACUAGGAAGUGUAUGGUUUUUUUCAGAUCUUGUUGAAUUAAAUUGUGAGGAUUUUAAAAAAAGGUUGGAAAAGCUCUUGUUUUAAUUUUAUGCUGCUGUUAGCUUUUCAUUCACAUACCAUUUGUCACUGAUGUUUUUAUCUUUAAAAAAAUUAUGCAAAUUGUCUUAUUCCUUCAUUCCAAAUGACCAAAAACAUUCACCACCCUUCCAGUAGCCUUUCUUUCAGGUUAUGUUAGACCCUGAAGAAUGUAAUUUACUUGUGUAUCCUUCUGAGCAUAAAUAAUCUAAAAUUAUGGGUGCUUUGGUUUCACUGCCUUACUGAUCUUGUGAGUGAUAUUGAAAAUGGCAAGCCAGUUUUAACUGCAUGUCACUGAAAUUCAGACUGCUUUUUCUAGUGCCUGGAAAGACAUACAUCCUUACUCCUGUAAUGUAUUAAAUGUCUGUUAAAUUGCUUUUUAUUUAUAUCACUUGUAUGACAUGCUGAUUUUUUUUCUACAAACCUUAGAGCAGCACAUCCUAAACUUUUCUUGCACUACAUCUUAUAAGGUGGGUCAUCUUUGAUCCUAUUUUUUGAGUAGGAUUCAGACAGCAGCUACUUUAAAGGAAAUUAGGGAAGUAGUAGGUGUUGUUUAAUAUGAAUCCUACAGAAUGUGUUGGACAGACUUGAUAGCAAUGAACUCUUAUUCUUUAAUAUCCGUGAAGAACCAGGAAAUCUGCCACCUUACGACCAUCGGCUUGGCACAGAUCCACAGCAAGCAGUUCUGCAGACGGUGAGCUGAAAAAUUCUUCUUGGAAUUGAAAGAAAAACCUCAGAAUUACUCUCCCAAUACAGAUCAACACCAUACCUUAUGCUGGGAAUCUAGAUUCUCUGGAUACAGCUCAAGACAUGCAUUAUCCAGAACUGGAGAUAAGACAUGAUAAACAGAAAUCUGCCAUCAGGAUGAAACUCACCUGUGUUUUGAAGGCAGUGCUGUUAGCUAGCAGUAUUAGUCAUCUCCGGACUUCAGUUUAAUGCUUUUUCUUUAGCACAAGGACGAUGUGCUACGUGCGAGUGUUUAGAAGACUACCCCAUAGUCAGAAUUGGAAUAUGCAGUCUAUCACUUGCCGAUCUACCUCUGUCAUGUAUUGUACAAUACCUGUGCCCUUAAUUAUAUCUGCCUGAAUGUGCAGACGUUAGAGCAGCCUGACUUAGACCAUGCAGCCCCUGAGGUUGGCAGCAGUAUUGUAUUGAUCCGUGGCUGACUGUUCACUCUCCGUAAACAUCCUGACUUGUUCAGUGUCUGUCACUUUCGGGUUGUGCUCAGUCUGCUGUUCAUCUGCAUGCAGAAGUCCGGCUGCUUUAGAAAGAGAUACGAGUAGGAGGACUUUAAUUCAGACAGGUGAAGUGAAACCUUUUUGGCAGUUAAGUUAUAUUUAAAGCUGAGAUGCAAACAGUAUAACUUGUUUUACAUGGUUUUGGAAGAGAUGUGAUGGAAAAUACUGUUUUAUAAUUAGUUUUAGUUCACUUUUAAUCUAAUAUUGCGCUGUCUUGUUUGGCUGAAGGGAAAUUGUAUGGUUUGAAAUGCAGGUGAUUCUUUUGGCUGUAGUGCAUUUGCUUCCAACAGCUGGUUUCGAACAGCUGGUUUCGAACAGCUGAAUGAGUUUUUCAGCUAACCCCUCCAUGUGAAACUCUUAGCAACAGAAAAUCCUGCCAGUAUCACAAGUGUUUCUCACAGUCACUACCACCUUUUUUAGUCUGCAUUCAAGAAUUUUGGUAAUACCAUUCUUUUUUUUUUUUUAAACCUGUUUCUCUCUGGAUAUAUUUUUAGCAUUUGAUAGCAGGUGGUGAAACAAUUCAAUAUAACACUUCUCAGUGGAAGAUGAGCUCUAACGAAGCAGCACUGCUGUUUUCUUCAGUAGACCUCAGAAUCCAGGAACACACCUUAACUUUGGUGGAACGUGUGCCCCAUAAUUUAAAAUAACAUAUUCAGGUAAAACAGUUGGUUUACUUUAAAGAAACCCCAUCUACACUUUAUAAGUAGGCAGUGGGAGGCUUUAACUGCAAAGUACUGUUUAACUGUGAGACUUUAGUAUGAAGAGGGAUAAAUGAUGAAGUCUUUAUACCCAUGAGAAGCGAAAGCCAGAAGGAGAUUAAGAAAUCUUACAUGAAAAGAGAGUAACAAAAGAUUAAGCACAGAAUCCCAUAGUAUUAGGUCAACCACCUUCCUGAUAACUGCACUUUAGAUACUUAUGUAACAAGUUUGAAUGUUUUGCUAUUUAUACAUUUAAAUUUCCCUGCUGACUCUUCACUCUUCACCAUAGAAGUGAUGUAGCCUCUGUUACAUUCGGUUCAUUGUAGAUUAUUCAGCUGUUCGUUUAUGAGGAUGGAACGUGACAUGGAUUGUUUUGUACAUGAAUGAACACAUUUCUUACCCAUCUGGAACAUCCUCUGCCAGCUUUGUUUGAGAGUCUGUAAUGUAACUACAGAGAAUACACUGUAUAACUAUUAAGACUGGUUUGGGGUUUCUUUGUUCAGUUUCUCACUUGCGACUGCCUAUGGCUGCCAAGUGCCUGAUCUCUUUGUCGCAAGUCUUUUCUGAGAGCUGAGGCUGUGUUUUCUCCUGGGGUCCAUAAGACAGGGUCCUUGGUAGGUGGGAAGACAGUUUGGUUUUUGUUAAAAAUACUCCUACUGCAGGAGGCACAGCACUCUUUUUUGUUGUUUUCCAGAAAUGUAGUAAUCCAGUGCGUGGCUGCCUCUGCUUGGCUCAAAUUUGAGCCUGACUACCCCAUGUCCCUGAUGCUGUUGCAUCUUUUCAGAUUUUGAAAGCUCGUUGAGGGAUUUAUCUCCACAGCUGUUUAUUUUAGUGUGUGUAGUUCAGUGACAGGCAGUGUGAGGGCACAGCAGGCAAGCAAGCACUUUAUGCAGAGCCCCAUUACUGGAGCUCCCAGCCAGAUGCUCCAAACAGGACUGGGGAUAUGGGGAUUCAUAUGUACAAUUUUGGGGCAGGGUUGAUGCCUGAACCUCUUUACUUCAGAACUUUCCCUUUUGACUUGUUGAAAGUGUUUAGAUUUGAUUAAGCAUGUAAUUGCACAUUUAAGAAGAACCAAGUUCAGAAUCCAGCUAAUGCAAGACCCUAAACCAGUGCCUGCAAAUCUUUUUUGCACAUAUUUCACACAAGUUGAAUCUGCCUAAUGUUUAGAGCAGAUUGUUGAGAUUUUAAAAAUGCAAAGAUAAAGGGUCUUUUGAUUAUUUGUCCACAGGAAUAGCUGUAAGCACAAUCUCAGAUUCAUCCUUCUUUCCCCAAAGCUCUGGAACAUAUAUAUGUUUCUCCAAAGCCAAUGUUGAAUAGAGUGGGCUUUCACACAUGCUCAUAGCAAAUCAUGUACCAAAAUGUUUUCUAAAUUAAAGCCUCGGCCAGUUGCUGCGGAAGAAUUUUGGUUGUGUAUACUGUUGCUCCCUGGAUUUUGGAAGAGAGACUUUCAAGCAGCAUAAGCAGUAGUUACUCUUAGACUGAACAGGAACUGAUUUUUCCUUUUGCUCUUCCAAACUGAUGUUGACUAUUGAACUCAUCUUAAUGCACUGAUGAUGUUUACUGUCUUAGCAAAUAACAUCUGUCCACCUGUAAUGGACAUGAAAUACCCCGCGUGUUACAUGACCAAACUUUCUAACAUUGACACUAUUAGUUCUAAUGUGUGGGGUUUUUUUUCCUGAAAUUCAGUAUAUUGUUGCAGAUAGAUAACAACACUGUGACAGGUGAAUAGCAGUUGACUUGUAAAACACGGCUGCAUUGAGCAAUGUUUAUUGACAGUUUUGAUAUACUAAACUGAUUCUUCAUACCAAACCAGCUGGUAACUAACAUUAGGCUUGUAUGUAUGAGCAUAUCUUGUUUUGCAAAGCACAGUAGUUUUGAAAUAUUUAAUGUAUUUCAUUUGUUAUUCAUGCUGCAGUCAAGCACUAAUUUCUGUCUUUAUAGUUCAAAUUAUUAAAGAAUUCUGUUUUAAAUACAA